ACCCUCCAGACAGUCCGGACCCUCCAGAGGUUCUCUUUGACGUCAGUGGACUUCAUCCUUCAGCUGAGACACAGAACACCUGCAGGACGAGUGCAGAGAGCAUGACCCGAGGUUUAUUACCAGGGUCGAUGCACUCGGGUCUUUAUGGGACGGCUUGAGGGGCGGGUGUGGAGGAUCUGGAUCUGUUUGGACCGUCUGCAUGCCAGCGGAGAAGAACCUCCUACAGACUGUUGCCAACCUGAGAAUCUGAAACUGGGCCGCAGAUGAUGGGUGGUCGCUGGGUUUGGAUCAGAACCAGAUUGGUUUCUGAAGAUCAAGCCUUCAGUUCUUUAAAGCUGCAGUUCAUCUAAUGACCAGCAGAGGGCGACACCUGCCAACCAAGCGACCUGUGCAGGUGGUCUAACAGAAAUGACGUCACACAGAUUWACACCUGGAAGAUGCGGCACGUGUCCCCACAGUGGAGUGACGUCACGGCUCGAGCUCCCGCACGGUCAAAGAUCUGCAGGUUUGCGCGUCGCCCGAUACCUUCACCUUCACCUGACCUGAGGAGGGAAAGGGGCGGGGCUACAGCCGCGGCAGCGGGCGACACCGCAGUCACACAGAAACUGAAACUUCUGAAAGCAAGGAAGAAAUAAAGAGGAAGAGGAAGAUGAAGAAGAGGAGGGCGCGACAACGUGACCCUCUUCCUUCAGUUUCUCUUUUCUCAUCACGCGCCGCGGCGACAAUCAGGAAACGAUCCUGAGAGCAGCUGAAGAAGAUGGUGGUCCUUCUGCUCUUCCUCCUCCUCACCUUCAUCACAGGUGUGUGUCCCCUGACCAAGGUCAAUGUGAUGGCAGGGGACAUGGUUGCGCUGCAGUGUGGACCCUGCAGACACAAUGACUCUGUGACGCUGUGGACUGCGGACAACGACCUGAUGACGGUUCUGUACAGCAACAUGUCAGCAGCACAGCAGAAACAGUUGGGUGUGAUUGUUUAUCAGAACAUCCUGGUGAUUCUGAGCACAUCUAUGAACUAUCAGGGGAAUUAUUCCUGCCGGCAGCAAAGGAGUAACAUGAGCCAGCCAACUUUUCUCCUGAGAGUUUAUUCAGCUCAGUCUGAAGAGUAUGAACAAAAGUGCACAUACAGCACAACAUGUUUCACCCAGGAGUCCUGCGAAUUAAAUUGUCCUGAAGUGAACAUCCCCACUGCAAACAUCCCCAACCUUACAAACAGUUGGACUACAUGGCACAAGAAGGAUGGAGAACUGUCGAGGGGAUACUUCCCGAGUGUUGAAAAGGAAAACAGUGGCAUCUACAGGUGCACUCGACCUUACUUAUAUUCUGGUCAAACGUACAACAUCUCCUUUAUCGUGAAACUUGAUGUCCAAAUACCAGCAAUUGUGGAAACUUAUGGAAUCUCUUCACCACGAGACGGUCAAGUUUUUCACGUCGAACUUGACACAACAUUCGUGAUCACUUGUAAAGCUGUCGUCGAUUCAUGCUUCAACUCRCUGUUCUGGAUGAGCGAUGACCAAUUUGUUACAAAUGAAGACACAAACUUAACAAGAAUCUUCUCCAACUUCACCUGCAACGAUACGAGGAAGAGGAUGGAAGCAUCUUUAGUUUUCAAAAAAGUCAUGGGGGAAGAUUUGUCCAAAAAUUUCACAUGUAAAUUUCAAGGUGACCAACUUGUAGACUUUGCCACCAUCAUCCUGACUAAAACAGCUCGCCCUUCUUACUUCACCAUGACCGUGUGCACGGUCCUCAUCACAGCGGCGAUGGUUGCGWCCGUCAUCGUCUAUGUGAGGUUUAAGGUCGACGUCGUCCUGUUUUUAAGAGAUUCUCUUGGCUGCCGGAGCAGGACCUCAGAUGGAAAAAUCUACGACGCGUUUUUGAUGAGCUAUAAGAGCGACUCUGACGGAGGACUGAACGAAGACGACAGGAAGUGGCUGGAGAAAACUUUGGAAGAGCGUUUUGGUUACAAGUUGUGUCUUUUUGAUCGAGACGUUUUACCAGGACAAGCCGCAGCAGAAGCCGUGUUGGACUCUGUGGAGCAGAGCCGGGCUGUGAUUUUGGUCCCCUGCAAUCCGGACCCUGGACCAGGAACCGGUCUGCUGAGUGCCAUCCACGCAGCGCUGGUGGAGAGGCAGACUCGCCUGGUUUUCAUCGACACGRAGCAGAAGGAAGAGUCCAGAUCUGGCUCAUUGUCUGAGGCUCUGCAGCUUCUCAGCAAGGCUGGAAACCGUGUCACCUGGAGGGGCGGGCCACCCUGCUCCUCCUCCUCCUCUUCAUCGUCCUUCUGGAAGCAGCUACGUUACCGCCUCCCGGCCCCGCAGCACGCACACAGCCAGACGCACCAGUUUUUACCUGAAAGCUCGUGUGAUGUUCCUCUGCUCUGAAACAUUUCUUUCUUUUCUCAUUAUUUCAGCAGCUCUUCAAUCGUUCAUCGUCUCAAUUUCUACAUUUCUGAAGAAACUGUGAACAAUUUUUAUAAUAAAACUGUGAAUUUAGAACAACUGCA
Austrofundulus limnaeus is the source of this 2499-nucleotide messenger RNA. RefSeq names its product interleukin-18 receptor 1. Gene Ontology annotation, biological process: signal transduction. The record is from RefSeq and is a predicted model, not a curated record. The coding region runs from base 758 to 2377 and encodes 539 amino acids. The transcript is spliced from 13 exons. NCBI's taxonomy places the organism in Eukaryota, Metazoa, Chordata, Actinopteri, Cyprinodontiformes, Rivulidae.